This is a messenger RNA of Sphaeroforma arctica JP610, 771 nucleotides long. RefSeq lists its product as hypothetical. NCBI's taxonomy places the organism in Eukaryota, Ichthyosporea, Ichthyophonida. The transcript has a single exon. The annotation marks the transcript as partial. The record is from RefSeq and is a predicted model, not a curated record.
UAUAGACUACAACAAUCCUUUCUUCAAAUAUGGGGAGUAUUCCGUCGCCUGCAUCCGAAGAACCCAAAAGUUGGGCACCAUAUCUAAGCAGCGAUAUGAAUACAAGUGGGAGUACGAGUGAUAGUAUUGUACACGAUACAUCAAUAGGCAGCAAUACAAAUACAAGCUCAAACUCACAAUCACAAUCACAAUCGCAAUCACAAUCACACUCGCAAGCAAUGGGGGGUAUCGAAUACAGCCGGACAGACAAUACAAGUAAUGUAAUAAACGCCGAUGAGAUGCAUACACAGGGUAGUGGAGAUCAUCACGAUCACAAUGAUAUAGAUGAUAGUGAUCCACACAGUCAACGCAUUGAAGCUGCGUUCAAAUUACAUCCUACACUCACACCCCUAAUGCGAGAAAGCUUUAGGCGUAUGUACAAAACUGCGCGAAGGCGUACGAACGAGUGCUGUACCAUCAACAAUCCCAACGCACUUUUUAUGAACACCAACAGCACAAAUAAGGUCACUACAGGUGGCUCGGAUUUAAGUACAAACGCAGCCAGCAGUUCUGAGACCACACCUACACAUACAAAUACUACAAAUAAUGCGGAUACUAAGCAACCGGGACAACCAUAUAAUAAUUUAAAUAACAAAGCUAUAUCGCACCCAGUGUCUUCGCAUUAUGCCGCAGUUACGCCUACGAUCACACAUCACUAUCCUGGGCGCUUGAAAGAGGAUUUGGGGGAUAUGAAAAGGUAUGUGCGAGUGUCAGCGAGGAUUGUUCUGAGUG